AUGUUGUUUCUCUUCACCCUUGCGGCAGCCUCUUUGGCGGCUGCUGGCAGCAUUCAGGAUGUCGAACACAUUGUUCUCUUCAUGCAGGAGAACCGGGCAUUCGACCACUACUUUGGCACCAUGGCCGGUAUUCGGGGUUUCAAAGACCCCAACGUCCAGGUCAACAACGGCACCCCAGUAUGGUACCAGAACGUCGACGCCGCCCUGUCCACCAAAACGGAUUCCCUGCUCCCUUGGUACCUCAACUACCUCGGUGGGACAUGGGAGAACGCCACACAAUGCAUGGAAGCCGGCAGCAACGGCUGGAGUCCCAACCAAGCAGCCUUGAACCACGACCUGAACAACGACUGGGCAACUCAAAACACGCCGUGGUCCUGGGCCCAUUUCACUCGUGCUGAGCUGCCCAAUCACUUUGCCAUCGCUGAGGGCUGGACUGUCGGUGAUAUGUACCAGCAAGCUGUCAUCACUUCCACCAAUCCUAAUCGCGUGGUCUGGGCAUCGGGCACGAUCAAUGAGCCGGAUGGAGGUGUUUACAUUGACAACAACGAGACGCCCGGCUGCGAGUCUCCCGAUCUCAAUUGCUACCCCCUGACAUGGGAGACUACCGCCCAACUCUACGAAAACGCCGGAGUUACUUGGCAGGUGUAUCAAGACACGGACAACUUCGACGACAACCCCUUGGCUUGGUUCCAGCAAUUCCAGCAAGCUCCCAACGGCUCCGCGCUCAACAAGCAAGGCAUGUCGUACAUCGGCCUGGAGUCCUUCUACAAGGACGCUGCCGCAGGCACUCUGCCUCAAGUCAGCUACAUCAUUGGUCCCGCCGAGUUGUCCGAACACCCCCCCUACCAGCCCAAAGAUGGCGCCUGGCUGCAACAGAAGAUUGUCGACACCGUCACCAGCUCUCCUCUCUACAACAACACCGUCCUCAUCAUCUCCUACGACGAGACUGGCGGCUGGGGUGACCAUGUCGUGCCCUACCACUCCCCAAGCGGCACGCCUGGCGAAUGGAUCCAAGACCCCUACGGUGAGGCUGGAUACGUCUACACUGGCCCCGGCUUCCGUCUCCCCUUCUACAUCAUCAGCCCAUGGACGCGUGGCGGGUAUGUCUACACGGGCAAAUCCGACCACAACAGCCAGAUCAAGUUCGUCGAGGAGGUGUUCGCCGCCAAGGGCAAAAAUGUCAAGACGCCCGUGAUGAACGCCUGGCGACGAGAGUUCAUGAGCGACUUGACGCUUGCGUUCGACUUUGAACAUCCGGAUUAUAGUAUCCCGAGCAUGCCGAACGCUUCCUACCCUUCGACGAACAGCAAGGGACAAUGGAAUGGCUAUGCCGUGUGCGAGGCAAAAUAUCCUACUCAGAGACCGCCCGUCCCCUACGGCCAGCAGAACGUGAACACCGCCCUCGAGACAGAAGAAGGCUUCAAAGCCGUCCGCGGCGAGCUCUCCGAAGGCCGCUACCUCACCUUUGAAAUGAACGGCUACGCCCUCACGGACACCAACGGUAAGCUCACCGCCACCAAAGCCACGUCCACGCACAACACCGCUUCCCAACGCUUCGUCGUGUACGAAGCAAACUCAACCCUCCCCGUCUUCACUAUCAAGAGCGCGCAGAGUGUGAACUCUACCACGGCCACGGUGCAGAACAAGAAGUCGUCCGCGCCGAGUCUUGCGGGCUCUUUCCAGAUCUUGGAUAUGGGCAAUGGAACAGGAUAUUCUGUUCAGCAGGUCACGGGUAAGAAGUAUCUGUCUAUCAACAAAAACGGCGCUGUGCAGCUUGGCAAGGCUCCGGCCGGGUUCAGUAUUUUCAGCGUGACUUAUAACAGCUAG
Neohortaea acidophila is the source of this 1827-nucleotide messenger RNA. RefSeq names its product putative non-hemolytic phospholipase C precursor. The transcript is spliced from 6 exons. Bases 1 to 1827 code for a protein of 608 amino acids. The record is from RefSeq and is a predicted model, not a curated record. Lineage: Eukaryota; Fungi; Ascomycota; Dothideomycetes; Mycosphaerellales; Teratosphaeriaceae. Gene Ontology annotation, molecular function: hydrolase activity, acting on ester bonds.